CGCGUGGACACGCUGCGCCUGCGCAGGAGGGCUUGCGCGCAUCCCGUCCCUCUGGGAGUGUCGGCCGGCGACCCCAUGGCGGACCCCAGGGCAGAGUCGGAGCCGCUUCUGAGUCGGGCCCGCGGCGGCAGCGUCCUCGUCGGCCCUGGUGCUGAAGCCAGGCAGGAGCUCUGCUUUGACCAGGCUGUGGUCUUCAUUGAAGACGCCAUCCAGUAUCGCUCCAUUAACCACCGCAUGGACGUCUGGUCGAUGUGGCUUUACCAGUGGUAUUACUCGGACGUGUGCCAAUGGGCUCUGAGCAUCACCAUCUUCCUGAUCCUGUCCCUGGCUUUUGUCGAGACGCCCUCCUCGCUCACGAGCACCUCAGACGUGCGCUACCGCUCGGCGCCCUGGAAUCCACCCUGCGGCCUGACCGAGAGCGUGGAGGGGCUCUGCCUGCUGGUCUUCCUGGCCGACGUCUCCGUGAAGAGCUAUCUGGUCGGCUGGGCUCAGUUCCGCAAGAACCUCUGGCUGCUGGCCUACCUCGUGGUGCUGGCGGUGUCUCUCCUGGACUGGGUUGUGACGCUGAGUCUGGUUUGUCGGGAGCCCCUGCGGCUGCGCCGGCUGCUGCGCCCCUUCUUCCUGAUGCAGAACUCCUCCUUGAUGAAGAAGAUGCUCAAGUGCAUCAGGUGGUCGCUACCUGAGAUGGCCAGUGUGCUGCUCCUGCUGUUGCUCCACCUGUGUGUCUUCGCCAUGCUCGGGAUGCUGCUCUUCACCGGUGAGAAGCAGGACGAUGGGCAGGACAGGGAGCGGCUGACCUACUUCCGCAACUUGCCGGAGGCCCUGACUUCCCUCCUGGUGCUGCUGACCACUGCCAACAACCCCGACGUGAUGGUCCCUGCAUAUUCCAAGAACCGGGCCUAUGCCGUCUUUUUCAUAGUCUUCAUCCUGAUCGGGAGCCUGUUUUUGAUGAACCUGCUGACGGCCAUCAUCUACAAUCAGUUUCGGGGCUACCUGAUGAAAUCCUUCCAGACCUCACUGUUCCGGCGGCGGCUGGGGACCCGGGCUGCCUACGAGGUCCUGGCCACGGCAGUGGGGGGAGCAGCCCGCCCUCAAGGAGUCGGGGUGAGGCCCCGGGACCUGGUUCAGGUGCUCCAGAAAGUCCAGCUGGACGGCAGCCGCAAGCGGGCCAUCGUGGAGAAGGUGUGUUCCUACGGUGAUGACUGGCUGUCCGCUGACGAGUUCCAGAAGCUCUUCAAUGAGCUUGACAGGAGGGUCAUUAAAGAGCCCCCGCCACAGCCCGAGUACCAGUCUCCGUUUCUGCGAAGCACCCAAUUCCUCUUCAGGCACCACUGCUUUGACUGCCUGGGGAACCUGAUUGCCCUCGGGAACCUCCUGUCCAUUUGUGUGUUCCUUGUGAUGGAUGCAGAUGUGCUUCCCAGGGACCGAGAUGACUUCAUCCUGGGGAUUCUUAACUGUGCCUUCAUCUUGUACUACCUGCUGGAGAUGCUGCUUAAGGUGUUUGCCCUGGGCCUGCGGGGGUACCUGUAUCACCCAAGCAACGUGUUUGAUGGGCUCCUCACCAUCGUCCUGCUGGUUUUGGAGAUCUCAACUCUGGCUGUGUACCGGUUCCCACACCCAGGCUGGAAGCCGGAGAUGCUGGGCCUGCUGUCGCUGUGGGACAUGGCCCGGCUGGCGAACAUGCUCAUCGUGUUCCGGUUCCUGCGGAUCAUCCCGAGCGUGAAGCUGACGGCUCUGGUGGCCAGCACCAUCCUGGACCUGAUCAGGAACAUGAGGGCUUUUGGCGGGAUCCUGGUGGUGGUGUAUUAUGUCUUCGCCAUUGUCGGCAUCAGCCUGUUCCGAGGUGUGCUCGUGGUUCCUGGAAACAGCAGCCUGGCCUCUGACAACGGCUCGGCGCCCUGCGGGAGCUUUGAGCAGCUGGAGUACUGGGCCAACAACUUCGAUGACUUCGCGGCCGCCCUGAUCACUCUGUGGAACGUCAUGGUGGUGAACAACUGGCAGGUGUUCCUGGAUGCCUAUCGCCGCUAUGCGGGCCCGUGGUCGAAGGUCUAUUUUGUGUUGUGGUGGCUGGUGUCAUCCGUCAUCUGGGUCAGCCUGUUUCUUGCUCUGAUUCUGGAGAACUUCCUUCACAAGUGGGACCGCCGCAGUCACCUGCAGUCGCUCACUGGCAACCCAGAGGCCACCACUCAGAUGACUGUGGAGCUCUUGUUCAGGGACGUCCUGGAGGAGCCGACAGAGGAGGAGCUGAUGGAGAAGCUGAGCCACCAUCUGCACCUGCGGCUGUGCAGGUGACAUCCAGGUGCUCCUUCCUGGCCUGGGACGUGGAUGGCAACGUGGUCUCUGGACAGGCGUGCAUGGGAAGAGACGGCGGCUGCCCAGGAGGGCUUUCCCUUGGAUAGAACCACUUCGCCCCUGAGGCCAGACUGAGAACAGAGGCCCUGGUUCGAGUAGGCAGGACCACUACCCCCGCCAGCCUCUCGGAUGGCCGCUGGCUUGGCGGUGUCUGUCCCGCACCACUUUCUGUUGUAAGCUGCCUCAGGGAGACCCUUACUUUCCAGAUAUGGGAAGAGGGUGACUCCACAGGGACCUUGGAGACAGUGAAAAGCACGCAACAGAGGCCUCCUCUCCUGCCCCACGAUUUCCAUGGUGCCUUCACUGCUGGUGGCCUUCAGGGACCAGAGGCCCGAAUGGGCCCUGCACAGGCCAACCAGCAUCUGUCUGGGGCAUUAAGGUUGGCAUCCUCGUGGUUUUACAUGAAGAGAAUCUUCACUGUUUUAUUAAGUUACAGCUCAUAUGAGUGUGUGCUGCUUUGUUAAUUAGAAUGCUAAUAAUUUUCAUCAAUAAGUCUUGCAAAGAA
Manis pentadactyla (Chinese pangolin) is the source of this 2857-nucleotide messenger RNA. RefSeq names its product two pore segment channel 2 (gene TPCN2). Gene Ontology annotation, biological process: monoatomic ion transport; transmembrane transport. Lineage: Eukaryota; Metazoa; Chordata; Mammalia; Pholidota; Manidae. Gene Ontology annotation, molecular function: voltage-gated channel activity; monoatomic ion channel activity. Gene Ontology annotation, cellular component: lysosomal membrane. The record is from RefSeq and is a predicted model, not a curated record. The transcript is spliced from 25 exons. The coding region runs from base 76 to 2292 and encodes 738 amino acids.